Messenger RNA from Orbicella faveolata, 2431 nucleotides. RefSeq lists its product as uncharacterized. NCBI's taxonomy places the organism in Eukaryota, Metazoa, Cnidaria, Anthozoa, Scleractinia, Merulinidae. Gene Ontology annotation, molecular function: protein binding. The record is from RefSeq and is a predicted model, not a curated record.
UAAACGUAAUUUUUUAUGCGGCCAAAAUAACUCAAAAUACCGUUUAAACAGUUAUCACACCAAAACCCGCACUCACGACACUCGGUCUCAACACAAUGGAAAAAUCUUAACACCUAACAGAACUUUCGAAAUGAUCUGCAGUAAACGGAAUCCCAAUCGCUUCGGCGCGGCGGCUUAUCAGGGAUAAGGCUGAGUUCACUAUCGGAAAACCGAGGCUAUUCACUAGUUUCGUCGAGAUCCGCAUACCACCCGGAUCGGGGAUACCAGAUACCAUUACAUCUUUUUGGCAUGUACCAAUUCUGUUCCUUUCACUGAUUGGCCGGCUUUAGCCAAUUACUGCAAACCAAUCAAAACGUUUGGUUACGCGGGCUGUUCGUGAUCAAAUAAAUGGCUCUUCGGAUUAGUGGCAAGCGUGAAAAGGUUUCUAUGAAACCAGCCAUCCUAUGAAAAAUGUCACGGCUUAAAAGCCUGCAAUCUUUCAGAUUAGUCGCGUACUUUCGAACAUAGCAGCUUAUGAUAAGCUUGAUAAUAACGAGAUCUAACAAUGCUCCUACUGGCAGAAGCUGGGCGCUCUUUGAACAAAGAUUUGACAAGUCUCUUUCGGCACAACCUUCAAACGCCUCGCGUUCUUGACCGGCUUGUACACGAGCUUCACAGUGAUAAAGAGCUGUGCAGUUACUUGUUUCUUAACCAUCCCGGCUCGGAAGACAUGCUGUGGGGACUUAUGAACCUUUUGACGGAAGAUUCCCGGACUGCUGGUAAUGCAUCAUAUGUGAUUGGGACACUGGCUGAGACAGACCUGGGAAAAAGGAGAAUUGUUCACAUAUGCACAGACAGAGGAGACCAAGCCAAGAAAAUCUUGCCAGCGCUCACCAACAUGCUGGACAUGUCUGAAACUGAAACUGUCAUGAAUGCUGCAGGAACUAUGGGAACUCUGGCAGAAGAUGCCGAGUGUCGCAUGUGGAUGCUACGGGAGGACUGUUUGGAUGAUGCUAUGAUCAAACUAACAAACUUACUAUCUUCCAAAGACAUGUGUACGGCUAGCAAUGCUGCCUUGGUCUUAGCCAGACUGACAAUUGCUGAGGAAGGAUGUGCCAGGAUUUUAAACCACCGAAGUUCCACUCAUACCUUAGUACAGCUAUGCAAAGCAUUAGGAGCUGAUGAGACAGGAAGAGGAAUGAAUGCUGCAUUUGCCAUCGGGAGACUGUGUGAUUUUGAAGCUGGAUGUAAAAGGAUUUUAUCUUUGAAAACAUCUGAUUCAAUGAUCAACUCACUUAUUGACAUGCUGCACUCAAGUGACUCUGGAUGCUGCAAGAAUGCUUGCUUUGCUUUGAGCUGCAUUGGGUCCUUAGCUCAGGGGCAUCAGCGACUACGAGAACAUGAAAGGAUCAAUGGUGUCGUAGAGGUGCUUUGUUCUCUCCUCGCUUCUAAGGAUGAAGAAAGCAUAUGGUUUUCAUCCAUGAUGCUGCAUACUUUUGCUUGCCAGAAAAGUGGUUGUUUGUUUUUGAGGACUCAGCCUAAUGUAGAGCAGUCAUUGCAGGAUCUCUUAGAGAGACCAAGCCUGAAAGAGGAUACUAGAGAAGAAGCUGAAGCAACUUUAGCAAUUUUGGAAAAAUUGCCUAAACCUACACCACCUAAUGUUAAAGUGGAGAGUGCCUAUAGCAUUAUUGUGACCUGGGAUGCUAUUCACCCCAAGAGUGGACUUGAUGUUACCUAUCUGCUUUUUCAAGAUGGGAAAGUGGUUUACUCUGGUCCAAGAACAAGUUACAUAACAAGUGAUCUUACACCAGUCACAAGGUACAGUUUCCAUCUGCAAGCCUCUACUGAAGGAGAUGAUAGUCCACAAAGCAAAGUUGUUUCCGUCUUUACUCUAGAAUCAGUCCCCAGUGCACCCCAAUGCCUCAGAGUUUUAAACAAAUCCACGUCACAAAUUAAAAUCAUCUGGGAACCACCAGCUACAUCAAAUGGAGUGCUGAAGGGCUAUCAAAUUGUAGUGAGAGGUAAGACAACCAGCCUUGAAAUCCAUGAAAACUGCUUUAUUCUAUCAAGUCUGCCUCCAGACACUGAAUAUACAUUCCAGGUGUUUGCCCUGACAAGUAUGGGGCGAGGAGAAGCAGCCAUUAUUACGACAGCCACUGAUGACCUAGCAUCACAUGCUCCACCUAAACCAGUUGUUCAGGUGCUGGGACGACAUGAGCUGAUGGUAACGUGGGAGAGUCCUCCUAAACCACUUGGAAGAAUAAAUAGCUAUGAAGUCAGAGUUGAUGACAUGGUAUGUUAUUUGAAAAAGAAGUUGGUUGUUUUAAUUUAAGGUGGCUCCCUAUAGCUUUACGAUCGCACAAGCGCUGAGGAAGCAAUCUGCGCACGCUCAAAGGUAAACGUCAGUGUUUUUCGAUAUUUUAUUAUGUCAACAUGAGCACAAAAAGCAAAA